CAGGAAACUGGAUUACAGCUGCGGACCGGCUGGGCGAGCAGCGCGCAGGCGCGAGCGGUCUAGGUCCCUGACGCGCGCGGCGCGAUUGAAGGCUGAGUGAGUUGCUGAGGAGACAGGGCGGCUACUUCUGCCUCCACCAUGGCAGCGCUGCGCUACGCAGGCUUGGACGACACGGACAGCGAGGAUGAGCUGCCCCCGGGCUGGGAGGAAAGAACCACCAAGGACGGCUGGGUGUACUACGCCAAUCACACGGAGGAGAAGACCCAGUGGGAACAUCCGAAAACUGGCAAGAGAAAACGCGUUGCAGGAGAUUUGCCAUAUGGAUGGGAGCAAGAGACUGAUGAGAAUGGACAAGUGUUUUUUGUUGACCACAUAAAUAAAAGAACUACCUACUUGGAUCCAAGACUGGCAUUUACUGUGGAUGACACUCCAGCGAAGCCAACCACCAGACAGAGAUAUGAUGGUAGCACCACUGCCAUGGAGAUCCUGCAGGGCCGAGACUUCACAGGCAAGGUGGUCCUGGUUACUGGAGCGAAUUCAGGAAUAGGGUUCGAAACUGCCAAGUCCUUUGCCCUCCAUGGUGCACACGUGAUCCUGGCCUGUAGGAACAUGAGCAAAGCCAGCGAGGCAGUGUCCCGCAUUCUGGAGGAAUGGCACAAAGCCAAGGUGGAAGCAAUGACCCUGGACCUGGCUGUGCUCCGUAGCGUGCAGCAUUUUGCUGAAGCAUUCAAGGCCAAGAAUGUGCCUCUUCAUGUGCUUGUGUGUAAUGCUGGGACUUUUGCUCUACCCUGGAACCUCACAAAAGAUGGCUUGGAGACGACCUUCCAGGUGAACCACCUGGGACACUUCUACCUUGUCCAACUUCUGCAGGAUGUUUUGUGUCGCUCGGCCCCUGCCCGUGUCAUUGUGGUCUCUUCUGAGUCCCACAGAUUUACGGAUAUUAACGACUCUUCUGGGAAACUCGACCUCAGCCGCCUGUCUCCAUCACAGAAUGACUACUGGGCCAUGCUGGCCUAUAACAGAUCCAAGCUCUGCAACAUCCUCUUCUCCAAUGAGCUGCACCGUCGCCUUUCCCCACGCGGGGUCACCUCGAAUGCACUGCACCCUGGAAACAUGAUGUUCUCAUCCCUUCAUCGAAACUCGUGGGUGUACACGCUGCUCUUCACCUUGGCCAGGCCCUUCACCAAGUCCAUGCAACAGGGAGCUGCUACUACUGUCUACUGUGCAGUUGCCCCAGAGCUGGAGGGCCUUGGAGGGAUGUAUUUCAACAACUGCUGCCGUUGCCUGCCAUCCGAGGAGGCUCAGAGUGAAGAGACAGCCCGGGCCCUGUGGGAACUCAGCGAGAGGCUCAUCCAGGACCGACUGGUCAGUCCAUCCAGCUAAUCAGAGCCCUACAGUGUUGGGCAAAUCCCCACCCA
This is a messenger RNA of Acomys russatus (golden spiny mouse), 1418 nucleotides long. RefSeq names its product WW domain containing oxidoreductase (gene Wwox). The coding region runs from base 139 to 1383 and encodes 414 amino acids. The transcript has 9 exons. Gene Ontology annotation, molecular function: protein binding. The record is from RefSeq and is a predicted model, not a curated record. Lineage: Eukaryota; Metazoa; Chordata; Mammalia; Rodentia; Muridae.